AUAACAUUCGAUGUUGUUGAGACCGAUCUGAUAUCGGCCGAGUCCGGCUGUCAUACGCAGGCUGUCAUUGAUACUGUGAGACUCCCAUCGAAUCAAAACUCCAAACAUGGUGCUUUGUGGUGGAAUUGGAGCCUUGAAGGAAGUCGACGACGAGUGCCGAGAAGUGUUGGCGCAUGUCCGCGCCGAAUGCGAAGGUAAAGCCGGAAGACAGUUCUCGCACUUCGAGCCUGUUCAUUUCAAAACUCAGCUAGUCAAUGGAAUAAAUUUCUUCAUUAAGGCGAAAGUCGGGGAAAGCGAUUUCAUUCACGUCCGCGCACACAAAGCCUUCGCCGGCGAGAUCACCCUGUGGGGUAUCCAGGAAGGGAAAGCUCUUGAGGAGGAGGUCGAAUAUUUUCAAUGAAUCGUUUCAUUGUCCCAUCUUAUGGUCCCCAGUCGGUGCGGACGAUGUAUAUGAUCAAUAAAGGCUCCUAAUUCCUCUUUUAAAAAA
This is a messenger RNA of Galendromus occidentalis (western predatory mite), 487 nucleotides long. RefSeq names its product cystatin-A2. Bases 107 to 400 code for a protein of 97 amino acids. Gene Ontology annotation, cellular component: cytosol. Lineage: Eukaryota; Metazoa; Arthropoda; Arachnida; Mesostigmata; Phytoseiidae. The record is from RefSeq and is a predicted model, not a curated record. Gene Ontology annotation, molecular function: cysteine-type endopeptidase inhibitor activity. The transcript has 3 exons.